Messenger RNA from Rotaria socialis, 1941 nucleotides. Lineage: Eukaryota; Metazoa; Rotifera; Eurotatoria; Philodinida; Philodinidae. The record is from the annotation of a GenBank genome assembly.
AUGUCUUCAUCAGUGAUGAAGUUAGAACCUGCUUUACAAUUGGGUGUUGAUUGGAGUGAUAGAGCUCAUCCUACUUCACAUUGUUGGCUUUCGUACUGCUCUAAAACUUCUUUACCGGCUUCCCGAUGUGCCUACCUAUCGUGUACCAUCUCCGAGAUAAUGAAUAUGGAAACAUGUGUUGAAUGCGGUUCGUGCACAAUAGUUAUUCACAUAGAUCAUAUCAUUAAUGUAGAAAAUGUAGCUAAUAUUCAUAAUUACAUACCACCCUGUCGCCCAUCAUUUUCUGACACUGCUACAGCAGACGAUCACAUUGAACACGAUCAUCAUUACUGGUCAUCAAUUUCGAAACUCCUAAAACCAUGUAUGUUAUGCAAGCGAAAAACGUUGCUACGAAUGGUAACUAAGGAUAAUACUAGAACCUCGACUUCUGCUCCAUUAGCUUCCGCAUCACACAUCAAUGCAAAGACAGUCAACAUAUUGAAAUACUCAAAUAAAGAUUUUCUCAAGACUUCCAGUAGUCUUCAAUGUUUGUGGUGCUUCAAAAGUUGUCAUAAACAGUGUUGGGAAAGCAUUAGCGAUGGUAAUAAACAGUACAAAUGUGAUUACGGAAAGUUCAAGAACAUUAUUGUUCAUCCACAAUGGUUACAGCGUUUCAGUAGCCAUCCAGUACGAAUUUGUGCUCGAUUUUGUGACGAUGUUGAUGAGAGCAAUACAUCAGUGACACCUUUGAUAGUCUUCAUAAAUAAAAUCUCGGGUGGUCGAAAGGGUGAAAGCAUCUAUCGUCGACUUCUUCGGCUGUUAAAUCCACGUCAAAUUUUUCUCCUUGAAAACAAUGACAAUAUUAAACAAGCUCUAAGCAUUUAUUCAUCUUUACGUAACACUCGGAUUUCUAUCUGUGGUGGUGACGGAUCUGUUGGAUGGGUAUUAAACGUUUUGGCCGAAACAUGCUCCUCAUUGAAUAAUCCACCAGUAAGUAUCUGUCCAUUAGGUACAGGCAACGAUUUGUCCCGUGUUUUGGGUUGGGGUAGGUGUUACAGUGCAAAACAAUUACUAACUAUGCUGCAACAAGUGUCGGAUGCGCAACCCAUACCGUUGGAUCGUUGGCAAAUCACUUUCGAACCGUGGACAAUAAGCGAUACUACUGAAAGAGUCAGAAAUGCAUGUGGAUGUUUCUGCUCCCUAUUGGAUCAUCCGAAAUUCGUUGAUCAAACAAAUCGGCCAUCUUAUCAAAAUCAUCAAGCUCCUCUCAAUACUCGCUUUACAAAUUACUUAAGUUUUGGACUAGAUGCAGCUGUUGUACUUGAUUUUCAUGACAAGCGAAUCCGUGAUCCAUCUAGGUUUACUUCACCAUUCAAAAAUAAACUAAUUUAUCUGAGCAUUAGUCGAACAUAUUUUAGAGAGUUUGCAUUAUGGAGAGCAUGGGACUUAAGACCAUAUAUGAGAUUGAUUUGCGAUGGUAAUGAUUUAACCGAUUCAAUACGUCAUUGCCAUACUAUUGUUCUAUUAAAUAUUCCAAGCUAUGGUUCAGGUACCCAUCCUUGGAGCAGAAGAUUAUCAAGCAAAGCUCUAACAACACCUAAUAGGCAAAACCAAAGUGAUAGAUUGGAUCAAAUUAGUCGAAAUACAUCAGACAGCAUGUUUCCAUCGGAUUAUGUGCAUGACGAGUACGAUCAGACAGGUUCAUAUGCUAUUAAUUCGAUCAGAAGACAAGACAUUAGUGAUCAAAAAAUUGAAGUGUUCGGGCUAGACUCGAUACAGAUGGCAUUAAUUCAUGCUGGAUUUCGUGGCCGUCGUAUCGCUCAAUGCAGUGAAGUUCGAAUAGAACUAAUUCGGUCGAUGCCUGUACAUAUGGAUGGUGAGCCAUUUUAUCUUCCUGAAUCAAUCGCAAUAAAUGUGACCCAUGCCGGCCAAGUACUAGUAUUGAGAAAACAGCAAAGAUAA